This is a messenger RNA of Alnus glutinosa, 2462 nucleotides long. RefSeq names its product L-type lectin-domain containing receptor kinase IX.1-like. Gene Ontology annotation, cellular component: plasma membrane. Gene Ontology annotation, molecular function: carbohydrate binding; ATP binding; protein kinase activity. Gene Ontology annotation, biological process: protein phosphorylation. Bases 305 to 2326 code for a protein of 673 amino acids. The record is from RefSeq and is a predicted model, not a curated record. The transcript has a single exon. Lineage: Eukaryota; Viridiplantae; Streptophyta; Magnoliopsida; Fagales; Betulaceae.
GACGUAUAAUGGUUGGCUUCUCUCUUAUUAAGUACUUCCACUUUAUUUUAGCUUUUCAUGUUACAAUCUGCAAUUAUUCUGACCCAACUUCUCUCCCAAGUUCAAAUCAUGACCGAGUCCUGGAGAAUUUUCACACGCGCACUCCCUCCCGACUGAAUACAUAAUCUACGACUUAAUUGAGUCCCGUUUCAGCCUAUCGGUCUCCCUACUCAAACCACAGCUUAUAUAAUCACUUGUUUAGCUCUUCUUAUUACAAUCUCCAAUUUCUUCUCAUCAAACCCAACCUUCCUUCCAAGUUCGAAUCAUGGCUUUCUACAACUUCAAAAUCAAACACCUCCAAUUUCCAAAGCUCCUAAUCCUCUUUUAUCUCUUAUUAAUGUUCGCCAGUUUGUUCUCACCACUACGCCCAUUUACAAGUGCUUUAUCCUUCAACUUCCCAAGAUUCGAUUCUGAUUUUUGUAAGCGUGGCUCCCCUCUAAUAUGUGACACAGCUUUUAUUUCCAACCAAGCCAUCCAACUUACCAGUUCAGUCAUGGAUGCAAUAGCUCAAGCCACGUAUUUCCGUCCUAUGCACAUGUGGGACAAGGCAUCCGGAAACCUCACAGAUUUCACUACCAAUUUUUCGUUUGUAAUUGAUUCUCAAAAUAGUGCUAGUUAUGGAGAUGGGCUUGCGUUCUUCCUAGCCCCAUAUGGUCGCUAUAUGGGUCUCACCAGAUAUAACGAGACAUUAAACUCAACAAACAACCCUUUUGUCGCGGUGGAGUUUGACAUCUUUUCAAACGUUGACAGAAUUACAAAGCUAUGGGAUCCGCCUGGCGUACAUGUAGGUAUUGAUAUAAACUCCAUGAAAUCUGUUGCUAAUGUCUCAUGGUCGGGGGGUAAUAUUUCUAUUAUGGAAGGGAGAGUUAACGAAGCUCGGAUUACUUAUAAUUCUAGUUCUCAUAAUUUGAGCGUUCUCUUCACUGGUCUCAGAAACAAUGCUAUUGUAUGGCAGUCCCUUUCUUAUAAUAUUGAUUUGAGAAAUCACCUAUCUGAAUUGGUAACUUUUGGAUUCUCAGCCUUAACAGGAGGUUCUACUGCAAAGCAUAGCAUUCACACAUGGAAUUUUACUUCAAAUUUGGUAGGCAGUCCGAGUCCCAAUCCAAGUCCGAAUCCGGCCCCCAAUCAAAGGAAAAACAACAUGUUAGGAUUAGCGGUGGGUUUGGGUGUUGGUGGAUCUCUUUUGUUUGGUGGGUUUGCUUUAAUUCUAUUGGGCUUGUGUAAGAGGAAUAAAAGUUAUACAGAAGAGGAUCUUGCCUUUGACAGGUGCAUGGAUGAUGAAUUUCAAAGGGAAACAGGACCAAAGAGGUUCUCAUUUAAAGAAUUGGCUCAUGCCACCAAUAAUUUCAAUGAUGAAGAGAAGCUGGGUCAGGGUGGAUUUGGUGGGGUUUAUAGAGGAUUUUUAAGGGGCUCAAACUCCUUCGUUGCUGUUAAGAGGGUGUCAAAAGGGUCAAAACAGGGGAUAAAGGAGUAUGCAUCAGAAGUAAAAAUCAUAAGUCUAUUGAGACAUAGGAAUUUGGUGCAACUGAUUGGCUGGUGCCAUGAAAGAGGAGAACUCUUACUCAUCUAUGAGUUCAUGCCCAAUGGAAGCUUAGAUUCACAUCUUUUUACAGAAGAAAGCUUAUUGAUAUGGGAAACAAGGUACAAAGUUGCUCAAGGAUUGGCGUCAGCGUUGCUUUACUUGCACGAGGAAUGGGAACAAUGCGUGGUGCACAGGGAUAUAAAAUCGAGCAACAUUAUGCUUGAUUCAAACUUUAAUGCUAAGCUUGGAGAUUUUGGGCUAGCUAGGCUUGUGGACCAUGUGAAGGGGUCACAAACCACUGUUUUGGCAGGCACCAUGGGCUACAUGGCUCCUGAAUGUGUCACAACCGGUAAUGCUAGCAAGGAGUCAGAUGUCUAUAGUUUUGGAAUUGUCGCUUUAGAGAUUGCUUGCGGAAGAAAACCAAUCAAGACCAUUGCCCCUCAAGAUCAAGUAGUCUUGGUGGAGUGGGUUUGGCAGCUCUAUGGAAUAGGAAAGGUAAUUGAAGCAGCUGACCCAAGGCUGGAUGGAGAUUUUGAUGAGCAGCAAAUGGAGCGUUUGAUGAUUGUUGGGCUUUGGUGCGCUCACCCUGAUCGAAACCUUAGGCCUUCAAUAAGGGAAACAAUUCAUGUUCUCAAUUUUGAGACUACAUUGCCUAUUCUCCCAUUAACUAUGCCGGGGCCAACACAUCCUGCUCUACCAGUGAAUAGACAUGCAAUGUCACUCUCUAUUCCUAAUGUUUCUACUAACUAUGUGGAAGGACGGUAGCCAUAUUUAAGCAAUAGUCACACCAAUUAUUCAUUGUCUACCUCAUACGAUGUAGCUCCUCCAUCCUUGUCACUUUUGCAUACGUGCUAAAUUGGUAAGAAGUACACUUAACUUGAGAUUCUUAUUGUUUGAUUAA